AUGCAAAUCAUCUCUGUUGCCAUCGCCGCCCUUCUGACGACCGCCAGCGCCAUCAGAAUCAUCAAGCCCGCAGCCGGUGACACUGUUCACUGCAACCAACCAUGGCAAGUGUGCUGGACUGCCGUCGAAGCUCCAGCUAAUGCAAACACAUUCCUCAGCACUGAUCCGCCACAAUUCUGCCUCUACCUCACCAACUUUAGGGAAUUUCCUCCCCAGAUCGUCGACCUCCUCAACCGAACGCCCAUCAUAACUGAUGUUCCCAGACACAUGUCAAGAUUUGCUGACAUGGCGCUUGCGUACUCUAGUCCUUAUCGCGUCCGGGCCGCUUCCUGUCCCGACCCCAACACUAUUUACGCCGAGUCUGGAGACUUUACUCUCGUCGCUUAA
This is a messenger RNA of Aspergillus niger, 387 nucleotides long. RefSeq lists its product as uncharacterized. NCBI's taxonomy places the organism in Eukaryota, Fungi, Ascomycota, Eurotiomycetes, Eurotiales, Aspergillaceae. The transcript has 3 exons. The record is from RefSeq and is a predicted model, not a curated record. Bases 1 to 387 code for a protein of 128 amino acids.